Molecule: messenger RNA, 2706 nt
Organism: Mytilus californianus (California mussel)
Lineage: Eukaryota; Metazoa; Mollusca; Bivalvia; Mytilida; Mytilidae
Product: zinc finger protein 37-like
Exons: 5
Coding region: 200-2533 (777 amino acids)
Biological process (GO): regulation of transcription by RNA polymerase II
Molecular function (GO): DNA-binding transcription factor activity, RNA polymerase II-specific; RNA polymerase II cis-regulatory region sequence-specific DNA binding
Source: RefSeq, a predicted model, not a curated record
AGUAGGCGAAGGUACGAGUUGUCGUGUACCCGAUUUUAUUUUUUGAACGUUGUGAUAUGUUGUUGUUUUAAUAAAAACAAAAAAGAGGUAUUAAGUUAUAUUAUCGAAGAUUCCAAAGGGAAAUUUUCUUACGAUACUUGUGCGUUGCCACUGCCAGGACCAGGACCAAUAACUCUAUUCUGGCAAAACCAGUUGGAGAAUGUCCCACUUGAAAGAAGACAUUUUAUCAGAAUUUAAGUCAAAGAUAAAUGAAGCAAUAUCUCUUGUGUCCAAAAUUCCAGUGGAACAAAAAGCAGAAGUGUGGAAUUUCUGGGAGCUAAUUACAAUAACAGUUAAGUUAUUUACCCAAGUUUAUGUAGAAGAUCAUGUUAAUAUAGACACAAGAAGAAACCAUGAAGUUCGUAUUGAAAAAUCUGACCAUAUUGAGGAUACUUCAGAAAGUAAAUCAAAGACUUUUCAGAAGAAUAGAGGAAGAUUAAAGAAACAAUCCAAUGAAAGUAACAUUGAAAAUAUUAGAAUUGAUAACAAAUAUGAAAGUGAUGAGAAAAACAGAAUAGAUAAAUAUGAAGCUCAUAGUGAUUCUGACAAUGACUCAGUCAGGCAUGAUGUAAAGACAAUAGAUUUCACUGACCUCAUUUCUUAUCCCAGUAGUGUUGAUACUGUAGUACAACACGAUGAGACAACCUCAAUGAUGGGAAUGCAAUCAUGUAGUACACCCUCCACAACCAUAGUACCUCACACUGAUGAUACAUUACUUACAGAAAUCAACACUUCAUCAGGGACAGUUAUUCUUAAAGUACCUCAGCCUGAUAAUACUUCAGCCUCAGUGGAUAUAGAAGGUAAAGAUGAUUCUUCUGGUUCAUUAGUAUCUCAGGUCAACAAGACGCUUGAUUCUUCUGUGACAAUGCAUCUGAAAACUUUAGAAAAGACCACAGAAUUAUCAGAGACAGAAACUAUAACUUCAGUCAAUGAUGUGAAUUCAUCAACCUUAAAUAGAGAAACAAGAGAGAACAGUUUAGAUUCAUCAACAACAGAAAACUCAGCUGAUAGAAUUGAUUCAUUUGUUUUAGAAACUGAAAGUUCUAGUAGUGAAGGAGAUUUGUCAGUGUCAGGGAGUGAUUCUUUGGAUACAAUUAAAAAAGUUGAUCCUGGAGUAAAUAUUAUUCAUGCAGAAAUAAUUAAGACAAAUGAAGUUAAAACAAGAAAUAAAGAAAAUAAAGUCCCACCAUUGACAUUACGGAAGGCCAGGAAAAUUAGUAAAAAUGAAGAUGUAUAUAUUACAUGUGAUGAUGUUGACUCAGACCAAGCUGUUAGAUACAUUAAUAAGAAAACAGAGCAACCAAUUACAUAUCUUGAUAGGAGGAGCUGUCGACAGAAGCGUAAGGUUCAACACGAAGAGUAUGUUUAUGAAGUGGCUGCAGAAAGAAAGAAAAAAAGAGAGAUACAGAAAAAAGAAGACCCAUUCAGAUGUGAUGUUUGUGGUAGAAAGUUGUCCAAUCUUACCGCAUUAAAAGCUCAUUCCAGGCACCAUUCUGGUCAGCGACCAUAUGCUUGCACUAUUUGUGGUAGGACAUUUUCUACUAAUGGUAACCGUAUCAGACAUGAGAAGUCUCAUGCUGGUGAUAAAGAAUUUCAGUGUAUUGAAUGUAACAAAUGGUUCACAUCUGCUACAAACUUAGAGGUCCACAGAAGGGUUCAUACUGGGGAAAAACCUUUUAUGUGUGAACUUUGUGACAAAAGAUUUACACAACAGGGAUCAUUGAAAGCUCACUUAGAUCUACAUAAAGGAGAGAAGAAUUAUCUCUGCACUGUUUGUGGUCGAGCUUUCACACAGAAAACAAACCUAGAAUCUCAUCUUCUCAGACACAAUAAAAGCAACAGAAGUUACAAAUGUCCAAAUUGUAGCUAUUCUUUUUUUACAAAAGGUGAAUUGGAGAGACAUUCUUUCAAGCAUACAAAAGAAAAGCCUUAUUUAUGUGAUUAUUGUCCAAAAUCUUUUACAAGGUCACAGUACCUGAAUGAUCACAAAAUUUUACAUGUUAACCCAAAACCUUAUUCAUGUAAUAAAUGUGAAGAGACGUUUGCUGAUUUAUCAUCAUUGAGAAAACACAAACAAUGGCAUCGAGUUAUGGAAUCACAAGAACAAGAAGGGGAAGUAACUGAUGAACAAGGGGAGAUAACUGAUGACCAAGAAGAAAUACAGGAAAGUAUUCAGCAAACUUGUAUUGUGACUAGAGAUAUAUCAGGAAGAAAGCAGAUUAUAAUGUCAACUGAUACAGAUCUGCCAGCUGAUGUCCUCCAGCAGUUUGUUGAUGGUGGACAUCUUGAAUCUGAGGUUACACAUAUUGUACCUGUUAUAGAUAAAGAUGGCAGUAUUACACAUGUGGAUUCUUUAGAUGAAGGAUCUCAAGAUAUUUAUCAGAUAACAUUCCUAGAUGCCAAUUCAGACUCUGAACAUUCUAAUAUAAUAGCUGCUGUUGAUUUUUCAGCAAUGAAUUUGUUAGCUAAUGCAACUGCAAAUCAGUUUAGUUAAUAAUACUUUAUUUACUUGAGAACUAACUGUAAUCCAUUUUGUGUAUUGAUUGUGAAAGAAGAUUUAAAUGAAAAAUUUGUAAGGGUUCCACGGAACCAAGUGUCUCGCCUACUUUUGCUGCUAGUCACAGGCUCAACAAAAAUGGGGAAAAAAUUAUUAAAAAUUUUUCUAUA